Molecule: messenger RNA, 693 nt
Organism: Entamoeba invadens IP1
Lineage: Eukaryota; Evosea; Mastigamoebida; Endamoebidae
Exons: 1
Coding region: 1-693 (230 amino acids)
Biological process (GO): dephosphorylation; DNA repair
Molecular function (GO): phosphoglycolate phosphatase activity
Source: RefSeq, a predicted model, not a curated record
AUGUCCAAAAGCCUUAAGUACAAAUGUAUAGUGUUAGACCAAGACGACACAACAGUGGACUCUACUCCUUCCGUGCACUACAAAUCGUACCAACUCUUUAUGAGUAAAUAUCGAAAAGAUUCUCCAAUAUUUACUUUAGAAGAAUGGUACAAAAUCCUCUGGGACGUGAAUACAACGCAAUUCUUCAAUGAUGUCCUUUGCCUUUCAAAUGAUGAGAAGAAGGAGAUAUAUCAAGAGUGGAUCAAUUGUUACACAAAUAGUCGAAUUGAAAUGUUUCCUGGCAUUCUCGACUUCUUAAAAGAGUAUCGGAGCCUUGGUGGCAUCAUAAUCGUGUGUACUCAUGGACAGGCUACUGUUAUUAAAGACUUUUAUGAGAAGUAUACAAAUGGGGCGUUUCUUCCGGAUGACAUCUAUGGCUUUGACCCGACGCACCCGGAGUUAUGUAAGCCAUACCCCUAUCCUAUUGAGUGUGUUCUACAGAAAUAUCGGUUGACGAAACAGGAUAUAGUAGUGGUCGAUGACUUAUCUCAUGGCCUUUUAAUGGCAAAGAAUGCUGGUGUUGAUUCAAUCGGUGCCUUAUAUGGAAAAGGUCAUCAACUCGUUGCCGAUAGAAUUAAAGAGCUUUCGAAGACAACGGUGGACUCUGUCGCCGAGUUGAAGAGCAAAGUUAUACUUUUAAGUAGUGCUUUGUGA